Eremothecium cymbalariae DBVPG#7215 is the source of this 2535-nucleotide messenger RNA. RefSeq names its product Spc98p (gene SPC98). The transcript has a single exon. The coding region runs from base 1 to 2535 and encodes 844 amino acids. Gene Ontology annotation, cellular component: equatorial microtubule organizing center; centrosome; gamma-tubulin complex. Gene Ontology annotation, molecular function: microtubule minus-end binding; gamma-tubulin binding. Gene Ontology annotation, biological process: spindle assembly; cytoplasmic microtubule organization; microtubule nucleation. The record is from RefSeq and is a predicted model, not a curated record. Lineage: Eukaryota; Fungi; Ascomycota; Saccharomycetes; Saccharomycetales; Saccharomycetaceae.
AUGAAAAGACCAAUGGAUCUCGAGUUGAGUUUAUACCCAUGUGUGGUUAGUAUGGUUCCAUCAGGAGUUUCAGAUAUUCAGGUGAAACGUCUUGUUCAGGACCUUGCUCAGGCUAUAUCUACUGGAUCUAAAGAGCAAGCUUCUCGAAUGCUAAAUUUUUAUAAGAGUGAAAUGGUUCAGUCACAAGAGCAAAGUCAGCAGUGGGCCAAAUUAGAAAUGUUUAUACAGGUGUUGGAGAGUUUCAGUAGUGGUGAGCAGGUUGAGAAGUAUUUAUCUGUGUUAAAUUCAGCUUCUCGGGAGGUUCCGCUUAGAGCAGGUAAAUCUGCAGCUGGAUAUUUGAAUCCGGAUACCCUACAGCACCAUAAUUCUAUCCUUUCUCCUUCUGGUGCACCAAGUGUUUAUGCCGAUUCAUUUGAGAAUGUUGAAAGAUUUUCGGAUCGUAGAUCAGCUAUAACUUCUUUUUAUGGUGGUCCUUCAAUGAAACUUGCACAUAAUGAUACCCCAUUAGCACACUUAUCUGAUCCUUACUAUAGUACGAUGGCUUCAGAGACGGAUAUUUUGAAGUACAUUUCAUACACGUUGUUGGCCACCACUUCUAGUUUGUUUCCUAUCACCAAUCAGUCAAUUGAAAUCCCUGCGAAUAUCCCGAAUGGAGAAAGUGGAGUUUUCCAUUGUGUAUUCGAGGCAGCGUUGUUGUAUCAGUAUUUGAGUCAACAAGUCGAAAAGUACAAGUCUACAACUACACUGUCGCCACUAAAGGUUAACUUUUUGACUGUGGUUUCACACAAGCUACGAGAAUAUACCAGGGUUGUGAACAGACUAUCUAACACUAUUGGUUCUGAGACUGUAAAAUCAAUAUACAGCCAACUCUAUACCCAGAUAUUAGUAUUCCGGUUCUAUUAUGGAUAUUUGCAAAAGUUUGAACAAGUCAGGGGCGAUCAGUUAAUAUCCGAAUUUGAUUCUUUAAAGCAACAUGGCGAUCCAUUGAUCAAAGGACUUGCGGAGGAAGUGUUUUCUACUUUAAUUGACCUCUACAUGGAACAUCUAAUAUUCUGGUUAGUGAGAGGUCAACUUAAAUCAUUACACGAUGAGUUUUUUGUUUCUAAGCUUCAGAAUUCUGAUGCAAGGAAUGGUGUGAAUUUUACGCUUUUAGAAGAUAAGAUCCCAGGCUUUAUUCCAGUUUCUGUUGCUCAAAAGAUCUAUACAGUUGGGAAAAGUUAUGUUUAUUUGGAGGUAUAUAUGAAAGAAAUUGAGUGGGCAAGUAAUUUUUCUACAAAAUACAUGACGAAAUUUGCAUCCCUCCAAAAAUCCACCAUCUCGGAGGGCUUUUAUGAACUUGUUCAUGAUCAAUAUAUCGAAAUCACUUCUUUCGUCAAUGUGACUUUGCAAGAAAAGUUUUAUUAUAACGACACUGUAAGAGUUUUAAAGGAUAUAUUGCUAAUGGGUAGAGGAGAUUUUAUCGACAGUAUUAUCAAUAAUGCCUCCAGUUUUCUAAUGGAACCAGUUCAUCAGCUGCAGAGUUAUCAGCUAACAAAAUGUCUACAGGAAUCUGUUCAAAGGUCAUCUUUAAGGCAUUAUCUAAACAAACAGGAUAAAAAUACUAUUAUCAAUAAAUUAGAUGCACGUUUAUUAGAAUCUGGGCACGGUUCUAUUGGUUGGGAUGUGUUUACCUUAGAUUAUUUGAUUGAUCCCCCAUUGAGUAUUGUAUUGAAUGUUAAUCGUUCUGGCAACAAGAAGGAAUAUCUCCGAAUAUUUAACUUUCUUUGGAGAAUGAAAAAAAAUAACCAUUUCUUUCAAGACGAAUGGUUAAGCAACAUUGCGUUGAUGAGGGAUUUUAAGAAGAUUCGUAGGAAUAACCCAUUGGUUAAAGAUAUAGUCAGGAAAGUCUCUCUUAUUAAUGUACUAAAAAAUCAAAUUCAGCAAUUUAAUCAAAAACUAGAAUCUUACUGUUUCACAAAUAUUAUAGAACCCAGGCAUAAAGAAUUUAAAAAUAAAUUAUCCAUGAAAGAAAACAGUUUCCAAGAAAGCUUUAACAUCGUCACCCUAAAAAACGGCCUAAAACUGAUUGACGGAAUAUUAAAACCAAGAUUAGAUUUCUUGACAAAGAUUAAUGAACAAGCAGUACAAGCCGCUGCUUCGGGUCUGAAACAGUACACAAUUGAUGAGUUGGACAGCAUCCACAAUAAGUAUUUGAACAGCGUUCUUGAACAUAAACUACUAGAUGCCCAAAAUGGAAAACCAGCAGGGAAGUUUACGAAUCAAUAUCUCCCAGUGACCUUGAUAAUGUUGAUGAACCAGAUGUUCGAUUUUGUCUUGACUUAUGCCGAACUAAAUGGAAUUAUACAUGAAAUACUAAUCCAGUUGAAUUUAGAACGUCAUGAUAACUUGAAUGACAAUUUGGUAAGAUUCAAUUUGGUAAUGAAAAAUUUAGUGAAUUUGUACAAAAUAUUCCAGAACAGCUCCUUUGCGUUGAUAAAAGAUUUAAAAUUGGAUGGUAAUGAGGACAUGGCUAAAUUAAGUAGAAUAUUACGUUGA